Molecule: messenger RNA, 294 nt
Organism: Auanema sp. JU1783
Lineage: Eukaryota; Metazoa; Nematoda; Chromadorea; Rhabditida; Rhabditidae
Source: the annotation of a GenBank genome assembly
AUGCUGAAAUAUUGUAUUUUUAUAUUGUUCAUCACAUUUCACAUAUGCCAAUCGAUAUCCUGCACAUCAAAUGAAUACUGCCCAAAUGGAUGGAGCAUUCUACGUAGAGAUGAUCAAUCCGCUCAUACAUGUGAUCCUCUGAAUGGUAAUACAAAAUGUCCAAAGCCAUAUCGAUGUGUUCAUUCCAAGUGCGGAUUAAGCUUUUGCUGUGCCGACGCAGAAUCCUUACGACGAUGGAAAAGAGCAAAAGAAAUAGAAGACGAAAUGCUCGAGAAUGCUGAUGACGAACUUUGA